Messenger RNA from Solanum stenotomum, 714 nucleotides. RefSeq lists its product as uncharacterized. The transcript has 3 exons. The record is from RefSeq and is a predicted model, not a curated record. The coding region runs from base 16 to 714 and encodes 232 amino acids. Gene Ontology annotation, molecular function: voltage-gated proton channel activity. Gene Ontology annotation, cellular component: plasma membrane. Gene Ontology annotation, biological process: proton transmembrane transport. NCBI's taxonomy places the organism in Eukaryota, Viridiplantae, Streptophyta, Magnoliopsida, Solanales, Solanaceae.
AAAUAAAAAUCAUCAAUGAACUCUCAAGAAAUUCAACCAUCAAAUUCUACACAAAUCCAAAGUGUUGAAAUAUCAAUUCAAAAUCUCAUAAAAAAUUGGCACAAAAAGCAAAGAUGGAAUUUCUUUAUCAUGAAUCCUUCACAACAACCAACAAAACAACAAUGGAGAACAAAUUUAACAAAGUUUUUAGAAUCCACACCUCUUAGAAUUUUCACCAUUGUGUUACUCAUAAUCGAUCUUGUUUUCACAAGUCUUGAUCUCUCUUCAUCUUUGAUAUCCUGCCCGCAAAAUCGGAACGCGAUAAAUCAAGAAACGGUAGAGGUUUGGUACCAUUGGGCAGGUAUAGGGAUCUUGGGAUUGCUAUUUCUGAAGAGUGUAGGCCUUAUUGUAGGUCUAGGGUGCACGUUUUUUCGAAGACCAGGGUACUUGCUAGAUGGCAUAGUGGUUAUGGUGGCAUUAUUUUUGGAAGCUUAUUUGGAAAAAAAUGGAGGAGGAUUACUUUUUGUUGUUAGCUUAUGGAGAGUUGUUAGAGUUGUUGAAAGUGCUUUUGAGUUGAGUGAUGAAGCAAUUGAAGCACAAAUUGAAGAAAUUGUUUGUCAAUUUGAAGAAUUGAAAGAAGAAAAUAAAAGAUUGAUGGAUAGUGUUGUUGAGAAAGAUAAACAAAUUGAAAUACUUCAACAAGAAUUGGAUCAAUACAAAAAAUCAACUUACUAG